Pelodiscus sinensis (Chinese soft-shelled turtle) is the source of this 987-nucleotide messenger RNA. The record is from RefSeq and is a predicted model, not a curated record. Lineage: Eukaryota; Metazoa; Chordata; Testudines; Trionychidae.
UUGGCAGCAUGGAGCUCUUUUGGUUCGCUCUGCUCCUGAGCACCACAGUGGCCUCCCAACUUGAGGAGGAUGACAAGAUAAUAGGCGGCUAUGUGUGCUCACCGCACUCCCAGCCCUGGCAGGUCUAUUUCACCUAUGGGUCCGACUACCGCUGGUGUGGGGGGUCUCUCAUCAAUGAAUGGUGGAUCAUCUCGGCAGCGCAUUGCUACAAAAGGCCCAGCACCCUAGUGGCCCAUCUUGGAGAGCAUGACACCACUGCCGAUGAGGGCACUGAGCAGCAUAUACAGGUGGCCAAAGCCAUCCGGUUCCCGAAGUACAACGAGCGCACCACGGACAAUGACAUCAUGUUGGUGAAGCUGGCCCAGCCAGCCCGGUUCAACGCCUACGUGCAGCCCAUCCCUGUUGACAGCAGCUGCCCUGUGCCUGGGACGGUGUGCCGGGUCUCCGGCUGGGGCAACCUCCUCACCUCUGGGGUUCAGUACCCGGCUGCCUUACAGUGUCUGAAUGUGCCCAUCCUCUCUGACUCUGCCUGCCGUGCCUCCUACCCCGGCCGCAUCACCACCAACAUGUUCUGUGCUGGCUAUCUGGAGGGGGGCAAAGACUCUUGCCAGGGAGACUCUGGUGGGCCGAUGGUCUGUAAUGGGAAGCUGACAGGGGUGGUGUCCUGGGGCAUUGGGUGUGCCCAGAAGAACUACCCGGGAGUCUACACUACAGUGUGUAAUUACCUGUCCUGGAUUGAGGAGGUCACUGCCAACAACUGACAUGCACAGAGCACCUCUUCUGGCAGACAGCUGUGUUCACACCUCCCCAGCCAGCUUCGCCUGCUGCCUGGACAGGCGUCACUGUCCCUUUCUGCCUCUGGGUGUCUUCAUGCCAAGGAACACAGAAGGGAAGACACCAGAUGCUUAGAAGAAAAGGAACAAAUGUGGAUAUGAAAUUGCAAACUCCCCAAUAAAAUUCCUAUUUCUGCUGAAUUCUCAGUAUCUG